This is a messenger RNA of Phalaenopsis equestris, 1161 nucleotides long. Its product is annotated as LRR receptor-like serine/threonine-protein kinase FLS2. The record is from RefSeq and is a predicted model, not a curated record. Lineage: Eukaryota; Viridiplantae; Streptophyta; Magnoliopsida; Asparagales; Orchidaceae. Gene Ontology annotation, molecular function: protein binding. Bases 1 to 1161 code for a protein of 386 amino acids. The transcript has 4 exons.
AUGGAAAUCAAGCAAUCCCUCUCCGGCCAACCCAUCUCCCACCGGAACCUUGCUGCUAGAAACUAUUGUAGAAUCUCCGGCAUAACCUGUGACGAUGAUUGCCACCACAACGUCGUCGAGAUUGGCCUCUCUUCCAUGUCUUUAACAGACACCAUUCCCUCCACCCUCUACCUCUCACUGCCAAUGCUCAGAGUACUCAGACUGGGUUUCGACAACCUCCAUGGCGACCUCCAUGUUGACCUUCUUAACUGUUCUCAUCUACAGGAGCUCAACCUCACCAAUUCUGGCAUCGGAGGAACCAUCCCAAAUAUCUCCUCUCUCUACACUCUUCGUGUUCUAAAACUCUCAGCAAUUGCCUUUGUGUGGCAAUUUGCUUGUUGGUCGGAUUCCGACAACCAUUGGAAGGAUGAAGAACCUCUAGCUUUUGGAGCUUUACUACAGUUUUUUGAAGAUGAAAUACCAAAGGAACUUGGAAACCUACCUAAGCUCAUGCAUAUUGACUUGUCUGGGAAUAAGCUGACUGGUAUAGUACUUGUGAGCCUCUGUUUGCUGCAAAAGCUCAAGAAUUUUUUUUCAUUGAGAACUUCCUCCCACAUUGAGAAAGUUCUCAGAGUUGAAGGUGCUGGAGACUUCAGAGAAUCAAUUCCUUGCUUCAACCAAUUUGAAGAAAUUGUGAAAAAUUCUAUUGGAAAUGCAAAGAAUUUAACUUCAUUGAUCCUACAAAGCAAUCAGUUUUCCAGAGAUAUUUCAUUUGUGAUCUCUGAGGCUAACAAGUUAGUCAGGAUAGACCUUGGCAACAGUCUCUUCUCUGGUUCAAUUCCAUCUAAGAUUAGAUACCUAAGGAAACUGAGCCAGCUAUCCUUGCAGGGAAACAUGCUUGGUUCUACCAUUCCUGAGUCAAUUUCAAAUUUGAAGUCCCUCAAUGUGCUUAACCUCUCAAACAAUCUACUUACAAAAGAGAUACCCAAUAGCAUUUGUAGCCUGCUUCCAAUAUCUCUGGGCUUUUCAAACAAUCACCUUUUUGGUCCAAUUCUUGUACCCUUCAUCAAAGAAGGGUUAAUUGAGAGUAUCUAUGUCAAUCCAAAUCUCUGCAUUCUGAUUCAUCUGAACAUACCAAGCCGACUCUUCCCCUUUGUCCAUAGCCAAAAGUCAGUAGGUUGA